Miscanthus lutarioriparius is the source of this 912-nucleotide messenger RNA. The record is from the annotation of a GenBank genome assembly. Lineage: Eukaryota; Viridiplantae; Streptophyta; Magnoliopsida; Poales; Poaceae.
AUGACGUCCUCGGGGACGGCCGCGCAGCAGCUGCCGCGGACGGAGGCGCGGUCGCUGUCGGGUCACGAGGGGGCGGUGCUGGCCGUGCGGUUCAACCGGGACGGCAACUACUGCCUGAGCUGCGGCAAGGACCGCACGCUCCGCCUCUGGAACCCUCACACCGGCGCCCUCGUCAAGACCUACAAGUCCCACGCCCGCGAGGUCCGCGAUGUGCACUCUUCCUCGGAUAACGCGAAACUGGUGUCCUGCGGCGCCGACAGACAGAUCUUCUAUUGGGACGUCGCCUCGGCCCGCGUCAUCCGCAAGUUCCGCGGUCACAACAGCGAGGUCAAUUCAGUGAAGUUUAAUGAGUACAACGCUGUUGUAGUCUCAGCUGGUUAUGACCGUACGGUGCGUGCAUUUGACUGCAGGUCACAAAGCAGCGACCCUAUUCAGACAAUUGAUACUUUUCAAGAUAGUGUAAUGUCAGUUAACCUAACAAAGACAGAAAUAAUUGCUGGCAGUGUUGAUGGUACUGUCCGGGCAUUUGACAUUCGCAUGGGUAGGGAGACUGUUGAUAAUCUGGGGCAUCCUGUGAACUGUGUAUCAUUAUCAAAUGACAGCAAUUGCCUUUUAGCUAACUGUUUAGAUUCUACUGUGCGGCUUCUAGACAAGUCAUCUGGAGAACUGUUACAGGAGUAUAAGGGACAUACGUGCAAGUCCUUCAAGAUGGAUUCCUGUCUGACGAAUGAUGAUGCAUUUGUUGUUGGCGGAUCUGAAGAUGGUUAUAUUUUCUUCUGGGAGUUAGUGGAUGCACCUGUUGUUGCAAGAUUCAGGGCACAUAGUUCUGUGGUAACUAGCAUCAGUUACCACCCAACGAAGGCCUGCAUGUUGACAUCUUCUGUGGAUGGCUCUAUUCGUGUUUGGACCUGA